AUGCAGCUGCAAAACUGCUCCAUCUUCGUCCCCACGGCUUCCUACUCGGGAGAAAGAGGAGGAGGAGCUGUCCACCCGCAGUGCCUAGCCAAACAGCAGCAGCCCGAUCAUUUACAUCAUUUGCAGCAGCCUGAACACUCUUAUGCCGCCGUUGCCGUCCUGGAUGCACCGUCAUCCCCAUCUCCGAACGUGUCCGCACAGUCGCCUUCCCAAUCGCAUCCGAGCCGCAGCCGACCUCAUCCGAACGAGAACAGGAGCAACAACGAGAGCAUCCCAUCAGCGCCGCCGCCAGUGGUAAACGCGGGCCAGCCGUCACGCAGUAACAGCCUCCCGCAAAGGGGCCUUGGCGGCGCCCCCGACGCCUUGCUGCAGUCGCCCUUCCGCACCCGACUUGCCGCUACCAAAGUAUCCGGUCCUGCUGCCGUCCAGCGUGCGCUUCGCCAGCCAUCCGCUCGUCUCUGGAACCCGACGAAUUCUACUCGCUUUCUAUCGACCCCAAACACUCCCCAUACCACUGCGACUACUGCACCUACCCGAAGACCGCGCCGUCCAUCGACCCCUCCCCCUCCGCCAGUCCCGCUCUCUCCCGUCGCCCUUGACGUCACCUCAUCGGACCACCCCGACCGCGCCAGACUCGGCAGCUCAGCCGGCGACUUCCCGCUGCUCACCCCCUCGCCGGUCGAGGGCACAGCCGCCGAAGCCGCAGCGUCGUCAAGCAAGCGGUACCCCAACACUCACCUAGUCGUCUCCGAACCUGCCCGACGCUUCCGCCAGCGCGUCCCCAGCUUCACCAAGCUUCCUGGUAUUGGACUCAGCAUCCGGCCAGCAUCACACCACCGCGCCGACUCCAAGGGCAAAGGCAAGGAAGUUAUACCCCCACUACCGCCACCAAUGCCUCCCACGGGCGAGACAUCCCCCUAUGGCCCGACCACGGCCCCCGGGCCUGGUUCAGGGGACAACAACAACAACAACAACAACAACAACAACAACAACAACAACAACAACAACAACAACACCGCAACUUUCACCACCGACCUCGAGCGCGGUCCCGACCAUCCCUCCACAACCAAUAACCGCUACUCAACCGCCUCGCACCUCUCUGCCGGCCUAGCCUCCAUCGACCUCUCCUCCAGCAACUCCUCCAUCAUGGGCGAUCCGGAUGCCGCACAAGAAAAUACCAACGAAUGGGGUCCGCAACAUCCAUGCUACCCGCACCUGAACCCACACGUACCCGUCGAUUCGCCGGAGUAUGCCAAGACUAGGAUUAUUCGCGUGCGAAGGGAUUGGUUGCUCGAGGGGGAUCUGGCGCCGACAUUUUCGAACUUGUAUCCGGAUAUUUUGGACCCCGCAGGGGUGUCCGAGGCGGAGUUUAGACGGGUGAUUGAGAAACUUAAUAGUGAGCUGGUGCCUAUCUUUAAUCCAUGGGCGUGGCAGAACGUGGUGGAUGGCGUGUUGGGGCUGGUGACGGGAUGGUUGUGGGAUGAUCUUGGGUUUACGAGUGCCAAGAGGAGGUUGCAGAGGUUGGAAGAGUGGAUCGAGCAGUGGAAUCGGGAUAUGGAGAAGCAGGUGAGGAGUAAUGCCAAUGGGGAUGAGGGGAUUAUACCGCCGAAGAUUGUGAGUUUGCGGAAGACGGGGUAUAUGACGCUCGAUAUCCAGAUCCCGGAUCCGGAGCUCGCCCCGGCCUCGCCGACGACUCCUCCUACUCCUCGUGAAUGGACUUCUGGAGAGCUUCUUGAGCCGCCUGCGCCCGCGGUUACGACAUAG
Molecule: messenger RNA, 1764 nt
Organism: Thermochaetoides thermophila DSM 1495
Lineage: Eukaryota; Fungi; Ascomycota; Sordariomycetes; Sordariales; Chaetomiaceae
Exons: 4
Coding region: 1-1764 (587 amino acids)
Biological process (GO): peptidyl-L-cysteine S-palmitoylation; protein targeting to membrane
Cellular component (GO): extrinsic component of endoplasmic reticulum membrane; endoplasmic reticulum palmitoyltransferase complex
Source: RefSeq, a predicted model, not a curated record